Messenger RNA from Aspergillus tubingensis, 612 nucleotides. It is a transcript of the gene pst2, whose product is annotated as putative NADH-quinone oxidoreductase Pst2. The coding region runs from base 1 to 612 and encodes 203 amino acids. NCBI's taxonomy places the organism in Eukaryota, Fungi, Ascomycota, Eurotiomycetes, Eurotiales, Aspergillaceae. The record is from RefSeq and is a predicted model, not a curated record. The transcript is spliced from 4 exons. Gene Ontology annotation, molecular function: NAD(P)H dehydrogenase (quinone) activity; FMN binding.
AUGGCUCCCAAGAUCGCUAUCGUCUUCUACUCCAUGUACGGCCACAUCCUCAAGCUGGCCGAGGCUGAGAAGAAGGGUAUUGAGGCUGCUGGCGGUUCCGCCGACAUCUUCCAGAUCGCCGAGACCCUCUCCGACGAUGUUCUGGCUAAGAUGCACGCUCCCCCCAAGUCCAGCUACCCCAUUGCUGAGGCCAACACCCUCCUUGAGUACGACGCCGUUCUCUUCGGUAUCCCCACUCGCUACGGUAACUUCCCCGCUCAGUGGAAGGCCUUCUGGGACCGCACUGGUGGUAUCUGGGCCUCCGGUGGCUACUGGGGCAAGUACGCUGGUCUCUUCGUUUCCACCGGUACCCAGGGUGGUGGUCAGGAGUCCACCUGCCUUGCUGCCAUGAGCACUCUCGCUCACCACGGUUUCGUCUACGUCCCUCUCGGCUACAAGACCGUCUUCGCCCAGCUGUCCAACCUCAACGAGGUUCACGGUGGUAGCGCCUGGGGUGCUGGUACCUUUGCUGGUGCCGACGGCUCCCGCCAGCCCAGCGCUCUCGAGCUCGAGGUUGCUGAGGCCCAGGGCAAGGCCUUCUACGAGCACGUUGCUGCCCACAACUUCGCUUGA